AGUAAAACUAACAGCUCAUGUUCCCCCGACACAUUAUUGCAUUUGAUCUCCACAAGACCGUGUGAAACCAGGAAGUCGGAUAAAGUGAACCAAAAAACUCUUCUGGGGAUUAAACAUUAACUUGAGGAAGUAUGGAAACCUAAUUCAGAAUGGAUAAAACCUCACAUCCGUGCAUUCCAAAUGGACAAGAAAACGUGGCAUUUUCAUUCACCAUGAAUAACAGCUCAAAGAUUGACUUGUUUAUUCCAACCGACCACAGUGUGAUAGAACCCAGCACCACUUCUUUACCCAAUGAAACUAUCCCUGCAUUUCCUAUUGGCAUCAUCAGCGCGCAGGAUUUACUGGAGGCAAUUUUGAGCAACUACCCAGAAUACACAUUGGCCUCGUCACUGAAUCAGUAUGGCUACCUAGCAGAGGUGGUGGUGGGCACUGUAGCAAACACUCUGGCCCUGGUGGUCAUGCUGAGCCUUUCCCGGUUGCCAGUCUGCAACUACAUGGCGGGACUAGCCUUUGCAGACCUUUCUGUGGUGCUGGGCGUUUGCCUCGUGCGUUGGUUGCACACCAAGGGUCUUGACCCUCGGAAUCAAGACACUGCCUCCUGCAGAGUGCUUACCUUCAUGGCUUAUUGGAGCUUUAGUGUCUCCGCUUGGAUAUUGGUUGCAAUGACAAUUGACCGUUAUUUAGCUAUCACUUUCCCCCUUAAAGCUCUGGUCCACUCUACCCCACGCCGUGCUCGCCUGACGAUCAUUGGCAUAAUGGCUGUCAUGGCUCUCAUCAACAUCCACUUUUUUGUGACCAUGGCUGUCAAUUACAAUAAAAAUGGAGUCACCACCACCUGCCAGGCCUAUAACGAGUACGCACACUUUGUGGACACUGUGUGGCCAUGGUUAGACGCAACAGUUUAUUCUUUCCUUCCCUUUUUCAUCCUUCUCAUUUUCAACUUUCUCAUCAUCAAAAAUCAUGCAAAAGCUCUGAGGCAGAACUCCUUUCUUAAAGGGUCAGUAAAAGUAGAAAACCCAAAUUCUGCAGGACGCAGUAAUCGCAAAAUGACAAUAACACUUUUGACAGUGUCCUUCACUUUUAUGAUCAUGACAGCUCCACGUGUCAUCUUACAGAUCAUUCGACCAACGAUCUUCAAUUUCAAACCCAAACCAAACACCACAGACUUUGAAAUCCUUGCCCGAUACACGCUGACCGCAAGCUUGACAAAUCUCUUCAUGUACGGCAACCACUGCAUCAACUUUUUCCUCUACUGCCUCACUGGAAACCGUUUCAGACAGCAACUUGUUCAUCUCGUCCGCUCCUGCUACCAGCGCAAGCUGCGCCGCGUCUUCCCAGCCAACAUAGACUCUGUCGCUACAGAAAUGACAAUUUCCAAACGCAGACGCUCGAGUGAGAGCAGCAGUCUCAGCUGGCGCAGCGACAGCAACAGAGGAAAAAACCCAGAGGUGAGCAGCAUCCACUCCACUGACACACAAAUCGCCACCAUCAGCGUGGAUGGUGCUCACCUUACUGGUGUCUACCAGGGCAAAAGAAUUGCAAACAUAGAAAAUAAACUUGUAAGUAUCAGUGAGGAGAAUGUGGAAACAGUUGAGAACAGUAGUCUUUCGGACAGACCAGAACCACUGAGUUCUGUGUGAAAACUUUUGUGAACAGAAACCAAGCUCACUGGUUCUGAAAUUCGGUUACUUGCAAUAAAUGUUCUGCGCCUCCAUCUCCAUAAUCUACAUUAUCUAGAAACUGGGUUGCAAUGACCCUACCUGUACUGUCAGGGUCAACCCUGAAGAAAAACACUUCUCCAUCAGAGAAACAAACUCGGAUCUUUUGCCUGCAGGCCCAGAGCCUAAUAUCACAAAUGCUUUUAACCCUAACAGCACCAGGCUAUUUCUAGCCCUCACUUCCCUCUGGCCUCAGUAAUAUUGGAGUAUUUGACCCUACAAGCCCAGCAAUUACUGAUUGUGUCUAGUUUUUUUGUGGACAUGAAAAAAAAAUCUCUACUGCUUUGGUUUGAGGUUUAAGAACAUAUAACAUGUGGAAUAUUUUUUAAAAUGACAAAUAGAUUACGAUAAAAAUAAAUAACUGGGUUUGAGGCGGCAAAUGUUCUGUGAGGGAAAUAUAUGUUUGUUUUAUUUUUGUUUUGUUUUAGUGAGCGUUUUGCGGCACUUGCAACACAAUUUGGUCAUAUAA
Messenger RNA from Aplysia californica (California sea hare), 2187 nucleotides. Its product is annotated as CX3C chemokine receptor 1. Bases 150 to 1640 code for a protein of 496 amino acids. Gene Ontology annotation, cellular component: plasma membrane. The record is from RefSeq and is a predicted model, not a curated record. Gene Ontology annotation, molecular function: G protein-coupled receptor activity. Gene Ontology annotation, biological process: G protein-coupled receptor signaling pathway. Lineage: Eukaryota; Metazoa; Mollusca; Gastropoda; Aplysiida; Aplysiidae. The transcript has a single exon.